Molecule: messenger RNA, 591 nt
Organism: Protopolystoma xenopodis
Lineage: Eukaryota; Metazoa; Platyhelminthes; Monogenea; Polystomatidea; Polystomatidae
Source: the annotation of a GenBank genome assembly
AUGACCGUCACACAUGAGUCAAAUGAAUCAGCAAUUCCUCCAUCAACUAAAUUUAUAAAACGGAGCCUUUCGUCCACAUCUCUAUCAGCCAAUAGUUCCUCUGGUGAUAUAUCUUCUUCAUCUUUACCUAAAAAAAAGCAUAAAUUCUCCGAAGCGCCUCAAUUCACCACUAGUAAGUCGCUUAACUCCAACUUGCAAGACAAAAAAGAAAAUUUAUCGUCUGGUUCAAAAGCCGGAGAUUCAAGUGAUACAGGAAGACCAAACUACACGUCACUCACUAUCCCUAACCUACAACAGUUUGUCGCUAAACAAAGACCGACUCACAUUCCGCACCACAAUAUGAAUGCUCGAAUACUUAUCGUUAGAAACGUUCCUUUUCAGGCAUCACGGGAAGAGAUUCAUAAAUUGUUUGAGCCUGUCGAUGGGCUUGUUGAAGUUCGUCUUCCCAAGAAAGCCACUGGAGGUCAUCGUGGUUUUGCAUUCGUUGAGUUCUUGAGUGCAGCUCAAGCAAAGGCUGCAAUGGAGGCCUUCUCUGGAGACACCCAUUUUUUCGGACGCCGGCUAGUGAUGGAUUUCGCUCAAGAGAACUAG